AUGUUCAAAACAAAACAUGAGGAAAUGUUUGUCAGCUGUCAAUGGCUGAAGGAUACGAUAGCCAAGGGAUGCCAUGCCGGGGAUAUCGUCAUCUUAGACGUGUCAUGGGCGAGUGACGGGAACAUGGAAGAGGAGUAUCGAAGAGGGCAUAUCCCUGGAGCUCGAUAUUUCCAUAUAAUGGAUGACAACCACACGGAGAUGUACCCUCGGAACAUCCCAUCACCGGAAAACUUCCAGAGACGGGCUCGACAAGUAGGGAUAAACAAUAACUCGCACCUAGUGUUGUACAGCAAUUCACAACACUGUGGUUUGUUUGCAAGUGGACGGGCUUGGUGGACUUUCACGUAUUUUGGGCAUCGUCAUAUCAGUGUUCUCGAUGGUGGAUUGACUAAAUGGAUUAAAGAAAAUGGAGACAUUGUCAAAGACUGUCCAACACAUAGCGUGGGGAACUUUUCUGUCGAAGUUCAUAAAGAAAUAAGGGUGGAGUUCGACGAGAUGAUCCAAUUUGUAGAAAAGCAGGGUCAGAUAAUUGAUUCGCGAGCCAAUGAUAAACUUAAUUUGGAAGAUCCAUCCUCGUACAUCGGAAACGCUAUCAAUAUUCCAAUGAGUUUUUUGGUAAAUGACGACACCAUCAAGCCAAAGGAGGAACUUCAAUCUUAUCUAGUUGAGCAGGGUGUGAACCUUUCUGAUUCUGUAGUUUGCUACUGCAACAGUGGAAUGUCUUCAUGCAGUCUGACAAUGGCAAUACUCUACUGUGGAGGCCAAGCAAGAUUGUAUACUGGUGGUUAUAAUGAAUGGAAAAGAAGAGACAAACUGUAAUACACAGGAUUUGACAGGGAUUAGAUUUCAUUCGACACCUGUGAUAGUACUUUGAUUUAUUGAAAAUCAAUUCAUCAAUAAUACAAUGCAGCAGCAGCGUCAAGUGUAUCUACAACACCAAUAAUCUACAUUUAGGACGAUCUGAAUGGUAUACUGGUAUAAUGAAUAUGGUUGUAGCAGUAUCAAUUAAAAAUAAACUGUGAAAAUGUC
Molecule: messenger RNA, 1029 nt
Organism: Ostrea edulis (European flat oyster)
Lineage: Eukaryota; Metazoa; Mollusca; Bivalvia; Ostreida; Ostreidae
Product: thiosulfate sulfurtransferase-like
Exons: 7
Coding region: 1-819 (272 amino acids)
Biological process (GO): transsulfuration
Molecular function (GO): thiosulfate-cyanide sulfurtransferase activity
Source: RefSeq, a predicted model, not a curated record